Messenger RNA from Dendronephthya gigantea, 1667 nucleotides. RefSeq names its product MOB-like protein phocein. NCBI's taxonomy places the organism in Eukaryota, Metazoa, Cnidaria, Anthozoa, Malacalcyonacea, Nephtheidae. The transcript is spliced from 8 exons. The record is from RefSeq and is a predicted model, not a curated record. The coding region runs from base 10 to 693 and encodes 227 amino acids. Gene Ontology annotation, cellular component: cytoplasm.
AUUUCCAAGAUGGCGAGCGUCGUACAUUUGAGUGCACCAAUAAUCCGAAGAAAUCGGCCUGGAACAAGAGCUGAGGCGAUGUACAGUUGGCCCGAUGAACCUUUUGAGGAAAUGGAUAGCACACUAGCAGUACAACAAUACAUCCAGCAAUUGAUAAAAUCUGAUUUUGAAAAUAUAUCGUUGAUACUGGAACCACCUGAGGGGCAGGACGAGGGUGUGUGGAAAUACGAACAGUUAAGACAGUUUUGUUUACAAUUGAAUGACCUUGCGGUAAAGUUACAGGUUGACUGCUUUCCUGACGUUUGUACUCAGAUGACCGCUACAGAACAGUGGAUAUUUCUCUGUGCCGCUCAUAAAACGCCCAAAGAGUGCCCUGCUUUAGAUUACACAAGGCACACCUUGGAUGGUGCUGCGUCGCUUCUCAACAGUAAUAAAUACUUUCCUAGCAGGGUAACCAUCAAGGAAUCGUCGAUCUCAAAGCUUGGUUCUGUUUGUCGUAGAAUAUACAGGAUAUUUUCCCAUGCUUAUUAUCAUCAUCGCCGGAUUUACGAUGAGUUUGAGGCAGAGACGAAUUUAUGUCGUCGGUUCACCGCGUAUGUUUUAAAGUACGAAUUAAUGGCCCAAGAGAGUCUCAUAGUACCUACGGAUCAGAAUCGUCCGGAAAUUGGAAGUGAAAUGGAAAGUGGUGUUUAACCUCGUGCAUUUUGGUCUUUAAUUUAUUCAUGUAAUACCGAAUCUGUAUAUAGAAUCUGCACGAAUUAGAGGUCUUGCUCGCGUUGGGGCCAAAUUUUCGAAAAUUCUUCCACUCGUGCAGGCUCGUAAUGUCAGCGAUUACCUUCCGUAAAAUUUGGGUCAGAAAUGCAAGAGUUGAGAACGUAGAGUUUCACUGGUGCUACGUCUGUGCAUGAGCCGCUGUACUAAGGUAACACGGAUAAGAUUACUAUAAUAAUAACUAGAAUAAUUAACUAAUAAUUAGGAUAGCUAUACUAAUGCUAUGUUCUUUUUCAAAAAAUAUAAGAUAUCUGGCAAAAUAAAUGCGUAUCAAAUUUUAGGUUUUUUACAAAAAUAACCUUCCGUGUUACAUGUCUGUCCAUGCAUCGAAGCACAAAUAUGAAAUCUUUUAUUCUAUUUUGCUAAUUUAAGUGUUUACUGUGCACAAUUGUAAAAGUAUUACAAUACUGUUUCUCAAUGAUUUACAAAAAAUGGUUGUACACUUUGUAUAUAAAAUAUAAUAUAGCUACUCACUGUAUAUGAGCUAUUCCGCAAUCUGAUUGGUCGAGCUACCCAGCGUACAUCAGCUCGUAUACGGUGCGUAGCAAAACCAAAUAUAUUAUAAAACGAUUAUACCACUCGUCUCGUCGUAUAUGGCUAGCUCAUAUAUGGUUCAUAUAUUACUCGAGCUCGUGGUAUAAUUGUUAAAUAGACCAUGCUGCGUUAAAUAGACCAUGAGCAUAUACAGUAGCAAGUAUAUUUAUCAUUCUGGUCAAAAUUGUGAAUAAACAUACCAAAUUGGUUAGUCUGUCACUGCUUUGACCAGUAAAUAUGACACUAAAAGGAGCGUCUGUGUGAGAUUUCACACUGUCAUUUAAACGACCCAAAUAACAGAUAAAUAUUUCAGUAGCGAUUACAUCCCUGGGGCCGGUUGUUCAAAAGCCGGUUAACGCUAA